UCAGCCAUUUUCCAAUAUGUAGUACACUCGUGUUAAACCUUGGCAAUUUUUUAACUGCCAUAGUUUGAAUUUUUCUCAAGAAAUCUCGGUAAUAUAUACAUCAUUGAAAAGGAAAAAUUACAGGCUUUCUAUGUGAACAUGCAACAGGCCGCAGCUGCAGACAGAAAUAAAGAAGCAAUAUUAGAAGUAUUACGGAAAUAUUUAUCUGCAGAUUUCAAUGGUUAUUUUCUUGAGAUAGCAUCAGGGACUGGCCAGCAUGUGACACAUUUUGCUGAACACUUUAAACAAGCUACAUUUCAACCAAGUGAUUUUGAUCCGUUGCAUUUGAACAGUAUAACUGCGUAUAUAUCACAUCAUAAGUUGUCCAAUGUGAAACCACCUUCAAAAAUAGACAUUACUGUCCCAGUGACAAGCUGGCCUGGGAUGAUAAAUGCAGCCACCUGUGAUGUUAUUUAUAAUGCAAACAUGGUACAUAUUUCACCUUGGGAGACUGCAGUGGGUUUAUUUGACGCAGCAGGAGCUUUGUUAAAACCAGAUGGAUUAUUAAUAACAUACGGGCCAUAUGCAGAGGAUGGUGUUUUGGAACCGGACAGUAAUGUAAGAUUUGACCAAUCUCUCAAAGCUAGGGAUCCAUCCUGGGGUAUAAGAGAUAUAAAAGAUCUAAAAGUAUUAGCAGACAAAAAUAGAAUCCAACUCAUAGAAAAGAUCGCAAUGCCAGCAAACAACAAGACCCUAAUAUGGAAGAAAUCUUCAUAAUUGCGAGUUCUGAUGGAAAAACAAGAUUUUUGUCAUUACGUUCAUUGCUGAAAGCAAGUUUUGCUGCUUAAAGCAAAUUUUCACCAGAAAUAAAUAACUGUACAGAAGGCUUAAUGGAAAUUGUGGAAGCCAAUUACCAUACAUUCCCUAACAUCAAGAUAAAUUGAUAUUUUGAUCAUGGGUGCAUGGUAUAAAGAUAAAUUUUUAUGAGGUGAUCUAGUGGGAAAUAUUUAUCUAGUAAAAAUAUUUGGCACACGUAUUGAAGAAUUCUGUGAUGAAAAGUUUAUUUCUUGAUUUUUAGCUCCACUUUUUAAAAUUUGAAAUUGAAAUAAAAACCUGGUUUUUCUUUUCCUUUGUGUUUGAAAGUGAAAUUAAACUUGAUAAAAAUCAUGAUUUUCUCACGAAAACUCAGUUUUCUUGUUAUAAAAUAUUGUAAAAUCAGACAUUUUUACUAGGCUAAAUGUUUUUGCUACCAUGUUUUAUUGAAAUAUGAGUGGGCAGGCAAUAUUUGAAAACAAGCUCUAUAUAUUUUAGUAAGUUCAAAAAGGCUAUACAUUUUGUCUUCCUCAGGCAAUCUGACUAGAAUUUAAAGGGGGACAAUUCCCUAUAACAAUUUACAUUUCAACCAUAGUUUAUUUAAAUACUCCAAACCAUGUCUUAGACAUAGUUCCAGUCGGAUGGAAAGAUGGACCACCAGUGCCAAAAUUAUAUCCCUCCUAUAGAUUAAUUCAGUGAAGCGAGCAUUCAGUAAUUAUACAUGAGCUUGUUUACUUGCUGUCAACAGUUUUAGCUAUAUAAUUGUGUACCCAGAAUACAAGUGUUUGUUCGGGCAUGCAGGUACAUCUAAUUAAAGAUUUAAUUACAGGCUGUUCAUUUUGAAAUUUUUGGUGUUUUACUAUUAAAAAAAAAAAAAUUGUCGCCUCGCUGCGAAAAACUUGGUUCACGGCUACAUCUUGUCAGUGCAGUUUUCAACUCUUUGCAUUGAAUUGAUAUUACAUAUAUAUCUCUUUCAGUACUUGCAUUAUUUCUUUUAAAUGUAGUCAGCUUGAUCAAAAUCAUAACAGUUAAUUAAUUGAAAGAUAUUUGAGCCGUGCCAUGGGAAAACCAACAUAGUGGGUGUGCGACCAGCAUGGAUCCAGACCAGCCUGCGCAUCCGCGCAGUCUGGUCAGGCUCCAUGCUGUUCGCUUUUAAAGCCUAUUGGAAUUGGAGAAACUGUUAGCGAACAGCAUGGAUCCUGACCAGACUGCGCGGAUGCGCAGGCUGGUCUGGAUCCAUGCUGGUCGCAAACCCACUAUGUUGGUUUUCUCAUGGCACGGCUCAUUUGAUUAUGGUGGUUUACUCUUGUGUUGAUUGAUACUAACAUUAUUUUUUAUGAAGUAUACAAAUAUAUUUAUUUUGGCAACAACUUUAUUCUUAUUCUUGGUGACAAUGUUAUUCCUGGUAAAAACAUUAUUGUGAAGUUGUUAUUCUUGGAAACAAUGUUGUGUAAAUGACAACAAACAAAAUUUUUUUGUACUGUAUGCUGAAAUUUAUAUUGGUUGUUAGGUUCAAGCCACAGCAACAAUGCUUGCAAGAAAGAUUUGUCCACAGAUGUUGUUAUUCAGAGAAUUAAGAAACUACAGGUCAGAAUAAAAAUGUCCACUUUUGAAGCGAGGUAUAAGCUAUUGAGAGGUGUUGACAUUAGGUUGAUUUUGUUAAUCUAUUGUUUUAUAUCUAACUAACAGGAGUUUAUUUGGCAGUUAAAACUUUAACCUUUAGCCUGCUGUUGGCAAGUGAUUCUGCCUUUGCGACCAGCGCAGACCAAGAUCAUGGGCUGCACUGUUUACUGUUCAGUCAGUAAAUUUUCAGUGAAAACCCCAUCAAAUAAUAAAUGGCACUGCCCAAAUUGAUUGAUGGACCAGUCUAUUUCAGAAAUUUAGCAAGCUAAAGGUUAAGCAGUCGGGUCAAGUAGAUCUAAUAAGAAAAUCUAUUAUGAAGGAGCUUGAAAUAAUGUCAGAAGGGCAUAUAAGAUUUUUUCUCUUCCUUCUAAAUUUGUUAAGAUUAGAUAUUUAUUACUUGGCACCAUAUUUCUAACCCAGGAAAACACUAAGAAUCCAUCUUUUUGCAUUAAAACUAGAAAAGUGGGACAUACUGUUGAUAACAAAAAGGUUUAUUUUUUGUAAAAUAUGGCUGACUAUGGUAAUGAAAUUCCCAAGGUUGUGAUACAUUUUGUUAUUUACAAAACAGUGUCAUGUCCAAUGCAGAAUCCCUGUGAUUUUGAGUAUUCUCUGUAGACUAACCAUUUGUUUGAAAUAUUACAUCGAGAUUUUGAGCUUCUGAACUUUUUGUAAAAAUCAAAUAAUUUGCUCCAUAGUCAUCCUUUACUGUUAGUUAUUAAAUUGUUUUUUCUUUUGUACUUCUAAAUGAGCUCCCAUAAUGAUGUCUCAUUAAAAGUUAAUGUACUUUAAUUUGUCAGGGAAAUUAGAUUUGCAAUUUUACUGCUUUUAGUGCAAUGUCCCAAUUGUAAUUUAUAAAAUUAUAGGAUUGUUUCAAUAUAUUAUCUGAAAUUUAAAAAAUAGUCAUUAACAGUGUUUACAUGUUUCUUUAAUACCUCUGGGCUUUGCCUUAAUUUUGGUUCAAACUCAUCGGAAAUGACAAAAGACAAUUGGGGAAACCAUUCAAUCUGAUAAAGUGAUAUAUGUUAGAAUAAAAAGAUAUUAACUGUA
This is a messenger RNA of Mercenaria mercenaria, 3462 nucleotides long. RefSeq names its product methyltransferase-like 26. The transcript has 7 exons. The coding region runs from base 139 to 756 and encodes 205 amino acids. The record is from RefSeq and is a predicted model, not a curated record. Lineage: Eukaryota; Metazoa; Mollusca; Bivalvia; Venerida; Veneridae.